This is a messenger RNA of Microdochium trichocladiopsis, 1280 nucleotides long. Its product is annotated as proteasome component PRE6. The coding region runs from base 190 to 990 and encodes 266 amino acids. Gene Ontology annotation, biological process: ubiquitin-dependent protein catabolic process. Gene Ontology annotation, cellular component: proteasome core complex, alpha-subunit complex; proteasome core complex; nucleus. The record is from RefSeq and is a predicted model, not a curated record. Lineage: Eukaryota; Fungi; Ascomycota; Sordariomycetes; Xylariales; Microdochiaceae. The transcript is spliced from 5 exons.
GGGAGCCUUGUCGUGCCUGCUGCCGUGGGCCUCUCGAGACACAAGCUCCGCUGCUCGACCCAAGCAACCCACGAUCACACAUCCGCCAGUCUGCACUCCUGCCUACAUACACCCUGACUGCGCUGCCCCGACACAACUGCAGUCCUCCCCACAGACACACAAUCGCGCCCAUCUCGUCGUGUUGCAAACAUGGCCUCAGGUUACGACAGAGCGCUCUCAGUCUUCAGUCCCGACGGACACGUCUUCCAGGUCGAAUAUGCCGGCGAGGCUGUCAAGCGAGGAACCUGCGCCGUCGGGGUCAAGGGCAAGGACCUCGUCGUCCUCGGCUGCGAGAAGAAGUCGGCGAUGAAGCUUCAGGACACCCGCAUCACCCCCUCCAAGAUCGGCCUCGUCGACACACACGUCUGCCUGGCGUUUGCCGGCCUCAACGCCGACGCCCGCAUCCUUAUUGACAAGGCCCGCCUCGAGGCCCAGUCCCACCGCCUCACAGUCGAAGACCCCGUCUCGAUCGAGUACAUUACCAAAUACGUCGCCGGCGUGCAGCAGCGGUACACGCAGAGCGGAGGUGUCCGGCCGUUUGGCAUCAGCACAUUGAUUGUCGGCUUCGACAAGGGCAGCGAUGUUCCCCGGCUAUACCAGACAGAACCCAGUGGCAUUUACUCGGCGUGGAAAGCGAAUGCCAUUGGCCGGUCCAGCAAGACUGUACGAGAGUUCCUCGAGAGAAAUUACAAGGACGAUGCGAACCGCGAAGAUACAAUCCGGUUAGCCAUCAAGUCGCUGCUCGAGGUUGUACAGACGGGCGCCAAGAAUAUUGAGAUUGCAAUCAUGGCCCCUGGCAAGCUGAUCGAGAUGCUGCCAGUCGAGGAUAUUGAGAACUACGUCAAGAACAUUGAGCAGGAGAAGCAAGAGGAGGCCGCCAAGAAGAAGACGGGCCGAACACCAGGCACCGGCAGUGCCGCGAUCCGCCCGCGGGAAGGCGAGGACGCGUAGGGGUCUGACGGGUAGGACGGCGUGCGAGCCCGAGACUCUGGCCUUGCCGAAAGAAUAGAAGAACGUCCAUGGCACAUUGCGUGCGAUUCUGGUGAUUAUGUAUCUUGCUGUGCCUUGUCGUCUGUCGCCAGAUGAUAAAGUCAUGGUAUCAUUAAAAACAACUCGGCCGUCGUUUGCCGCCUGGUAUUUAUCUGCUCUGCUGACCGACGCCUGCUUCCUCCUUGGCCUCCCUAUGGGACUCUGGCCAGUUGUGAAUGCCAGUACCCGAUUGGUCCCUCCUUUGACGCACU